AUGCAAACUCCAAUCAGUUUCAUUGUUAAUGUAUUCAAGGUUUCAAAUGUGAAGGUGAUGGAUGUUUGGAAUGUGAAGGUGAUAUCUAUAGAGAAGAGUGGAGGUGGUGUUGAAAGGCUUUCUCAUCAUAUUAGGAGUUUUGGUUCUGCCAAUUUGUUGCAGAGAUUUGAUUUCACUAUCAAGUUUGAUUAA
Molecule: messenger RNA, 192 nt
Organism: Arabidopsis thaliana (thale cress)
Lineage: Eukaryota; Viridiplantae; Streptophyta; Magnoliopsida; Brassicales; Brassicaceae
Exons: 1
Coding region: 1-192 (63 amino acids)
Source: RefSeq, marked reviewed